Manacus vitellinus (golden-collared manakin) is the source of this 823-nucleotide messenger RNA. It is a transcript of the gene COPE, whose product is annotated as coatomer protein complex subunit epsilon. Lineage: Eukaryota; Metazoa; Chordata; Aves; Passeriformes; Pipridae. Gene Ontology annotation, cellular component: COPI vesicle coat. The transcript has 6 exons. Gene Ontology annotation, biological process: retrograde vesicle-mediated transport, Golgi to endoplasmic reticulum; endoplasmic reticulum to Golgi vesicle-mediated transport; intra-Golgi vesicle-mediated transport. Gene Ontology annotation, molecular function: protein binding; structural molecule activity. The coding region runs from base 72 to 554 and encodes 160 amino acids. The record is from RefSeq and is a predicted model, not a curated record.
CCCCUGAGCUGGAUCCCAGCAGGAUCCUGGAGUCCAGCUGUGGAAAUCCCUGUUCUCUUGUUCCUUCCAGCAUGGCCAUGAUGAUCCAGAUCCUCCUGAAGCUCGACAGGCUCGACCUGGCCCGGAAGGAGCUGAAGAAGAUGCAGGAGCAGGAUGAGGAUGCAACUCUGACCCAGCUGGCGACUGCCUGGGUGAACCUGGCCGUGGGUGGGGAGAAGCUCCAAGAUGCUUAUUACAUUUUCCAAGAGAUGGCAGACAAGUGUUCCCCCACCCUGCUGCUGCUGAACGGGCAGGCUGCCUGUUACAUGGCCCAGGGCAAGUGGGAGGACGCCGAGGGAGUUCUCCAGGAGGCCCUGGACAAGGACAGUGGCCACCCUGAGACCCUCCUGAACCUCGUGGUGCUCUCACAGCACCUGGGAAAGGCUCCGGAGGUCACGAAUCGUUACCUGUCACAGCUGAAAGAUGCUCACAAAAACCACCCCUUCAUCAAGGAGUAUCAGGCAAAGGAGAACGACUUCGACCGGCUGGCCCUGCAGUACGCACCCAGUGCCUGAGGGACCAGCCCUGGGCACUGGGCUUCCUGUUCAGAUCCUCCCUGGGACAUGGAAAAUGCCCUCUGGAACAUGGAAAAUCCCCUCUGCAGACCAGCCUGGCCUCACCUCACCCUGGUGCUCCAGCAGGGGUGGGGCUGUGCCUGUGUCCAGCACCCGAAUUUUGGGGGCUCGAAGCCUCCCCCGGGCCCUGAACUCUGGGUCAGCUCCCGUGCAGAUCAGGAGGGUGCAACCCUGGCACCUUGAACAUUCCUAAUAAAGCCUCCUCUGGA